UGUGCACACACCUGCGGUUACAGCACUGAGAGCUCGAGCACAGGAGAAAGCAGCACCGGUGAUGCAUUUUUGGAUGAGAUGCAGAGCGUUUGGUACUCUAAGCUCAUCGAGUGCCUAAGAGACACGGCCAAACAGUUUGGACUACCGCUUAGCCGCAAGCGCACCAUUGGGGAACAAGAAUUAGUGGAAUCCAGGUGGUUCGACUUGGGAAGUGAAGAGAUCGAGCUGUUGGCAGCCGAACCGCUGUACACCCCUCAGGACUUUCUUGACUUCUUGCUUUCUGCAGUACCCACUGAAGAUAACAUAUGCUUCACUUCUGGAAACACAAGUCUUCUCGCCCAAGCAUCGGUGGUGCUGAAAACCAAAGAUAUUUGCGAACUGAGAGAAAUGCUGAAGAUGCCGGAUUACGAGUCUCCCUUGCCUCAGGACUUGGAUAGCGCAGAGUACGAACUAUUUGCCCAGCUAAUAUACGACACAAGUGAUCAGCUGGCAGCAAGGGAAUUCCUGAAGCGAGGAUGCCCGCACUGCAUGCGAAGACUUUUCUGGGCACGGGUGCUGGGCGUUUCAUCACCCGAGAAGGUCAACGCGGAGUUCGAACGAGCUCAAGGAAAGGUGAUACGGUACGAGUUACUUGUGGACCAAAUUAUAAUAAAGGACGUCCGUGACAAUGUAAUGAACGACGUCGAGUACUUCGCAUUUGACGACAGUUGCUAUCAAGUAAUGUUGGCAUUCACAAGAGACUACUGCAUUGCGAGAAGGAUAAGAAGUCAUUUCUUAGGAACGGUUGCAAUGAAAAGCGACUUGCCUUGCGGAGCCGUUCCGCAUUACGGUUUCUCGUUACUAGUGAGCCCACUGUGCUUUAUGUACGCAGAAGUCGGCAUCAUGUACGCGGUGUUUCGUGAAAUGUAUUGUCGCUACUUCCACAAGUUAAUGGCAAUUUCGUCUGACCCCCAGGGCAUUGUAUCAUUGCUGCUGACCUUUGAGAGACUGGUCCAGUACAGGGAGCCCGAGUUCCUUCCCGCGCUUGCCUCCAAGAAUGUCAAUUUGCAACCUAUAGUGUUCCAAAUGCUCAUGCAAUCAUUUUGCGCGCACCUGCCAGUGGAAGAAGUCCUGAGACUGUGGGACAGGAUUCUAGGCUACGAUUCUGUCUAUGUCCUUCCGGUUGCAGCUGCAAGCUUGGUAUGCUCCAAGAAGACAGAAAUUCUCGGCACGAAAGAUCAGUCCUCCCUAGAGGACAUGUUUAACAAGCUCCAGCCUUGCGAUGUCAUUUCUACGCUGGAAGAAUUCCUCAAGCCUCCCAACUUGUGAAAUGAAGAGUACACCUUCACUGCCCGUGGUGUCCCUUAAAGACACUGACAAUCCACUUUAAUGGUGCUUGUGUUACAGCGGAAGCUGUUAUGAGAUCGAAACUCGCGUCACGCGUGGCUCCGUAGUUGUCCGCC
This is a messenger RNA of Rhipicephalus microplus (southern cattle tick), 1442 nucleotides long. RefSeq names its product TBC1 domain family member 19. The record is from RefSeq and is a predicted model, not a curated record. NCBI's taxonomy places the organism in Eukaryota, Metazoa, Arthropoda, Arachnida, Ixodida, Ixodidae.